Molecule: messenger RNA, 1616 nt
Organism: Scomber scombrus (Atlantic mackerel)
Lineage: Eukaryota; Metazoa; Chordata; Actinopteri; Scombriformes; Scombridae
Gene: snx20
Product: sorting nexin 20
Exons: 4
Coding region: 155-1021 (288 amino acids)
Biological process (GO): protein transport
Cellular component (GO): early endosome membrane
Molecular function (GO): phosphatidylinositol phosphate binding; protein binding
Source: RefSeq, a predicted model, not a curated record
CCUCCUCUUUUCUCUCUCGCUCUCUCUCUCUGUGUGUUCAUAUCUGUUUACACCAAAAAUAGACGUUACAUGUAUAUAUGUGUGCUUCAGGAUUCAGGCUUUUUUCUACUUUUUUGGGGAGCGACGACAGCCUUAAAAGAGCAGCUGUGUGGAUAUGAUGGCAGGACGACACACUGAAGACCCGAACAUGACGACUUUAUCUCCAGAGGUAUAUUCCGCCUUUUCCAGUUUGACCACUAAGGAGCUGCAGCAGAACUUGAGGGAGGAGAAGCAGAGGAAUCGACCCGUCAGGCUGCUGUUUGAAAUCCCGUCGACUCGCAUCAUCGCACACACUCUGUCCAAAUACGUGGUGUACGAGGUCGUGGUGAUGCGCUCUGGCAGCUUCGAUUCUCAUCGUGUGUCCGUGGAUCGCCGCUACAGCGACUUCGCCCGCUUCCACAACACGCUGCUGCAGGAGUUCAACGAGGAGCUGGAGGACGUGGUGCUUCCUCGCAAAAUCCUGACUAGAAACUUCAACCCUGAAAUCAUCACAGAGCGGCGCCUCGGCCUCCAGGACUACCUGGCCAAACUUUACGCAAUACGCUGUGUACGACAUUCGCCUCUUUUCCCCAAAUUUUUCACGGAGCAGGAGCAGAAGCGAGCACAUGGUUUGCUGCGAGCGGGACAGUUCAGGCUGGCUCUGGACCAACUGCAGAUAAUUUUGGGGAUUCAGGAGAAGCUCUUGCCGUGGCAGAAGCCCACUCUGGUCGUACCAACGCUUUCUGCCCUCGCCGUUUGUUACCGGGACCUGGAGGAUCCCGAACAAGCGUUUGCUGCGGCUCAGAAGGCUCUGCCUCCGGUGAGAAGAUACGGACUGAAAGACUACAGGGCCUCGCUGCUGGACCUGCUGGUGAAUUUAGGAUACCAGCUGGGCCAACCGGUGGCCCAGUUACAGGAAGAGCUGACUAUGCUGAGAGAUGCCGAGAGGGGAGAAGUGUCCACCCGCUCCCUGAAAGAGUUGGUGGUGCAGAAGUUCAUCUGAAGACCAGAUUUACUGACUGAUUCUGGAGCUUUUUGGACAAGAACUAAUUUAUAACGCUGCGGUGUCAGAUCAGCCAUGUUCUUCAGACUGUUAGAUUAACCUCUUUUGUGGGUGGCUGUUGGGCCUUUAUUGUAACCUGAGGUGUAAGAUGGUUUGUUACACAGAAGCAUCUGAAAAGUUGUCCGAGGAAACUGUUUGGAAAGGGUGCUUUCUAAAAAUACUUGGCAGGAGAUUGGAUGAACCAAUUUUUUCCCCCCAGGAUGAUGAAGGCAUUACCUGCACUCCUCUACCUCUGAUUGGCGACUACCUGUAACUUUCAUUGGUUGGGUUGGUUAGGUUUAGGCAUGAAGAGUGAGCUUGGUUAGGGUUAGGGAGCGUCAUUACUUCACCAUCCUGGGGGAAAAAAAUACCACAUAUCCAGCUAACGUAAGCUUUAUUGACCCCCAAUAUACAUGUAAGAACUUUAAAGCUGAAUUUAUAAGAUACUUGGCAGGUGAUUGAAUGAACUAUCUGUCACUCACUGUUUCGCCUCCCUUGCAAGGCAGGCCAGGAUGGUGAAGGCAUGAGCUGUCCUCCUCUGCCUCUGAUUGGUGAU